AACUGUUCAACACCGUCCCUGUAAAGUGAAAAGCUGUGUAAUGGAGGCGUAGUGUUUUUGUUUUGAUUCCUUUCAAACCGGUGAUGGCACUGGCUCGAUAGCUUUAAGGACGCCGACGGUGGUAAACAUUGCGUAGCGUCGGUGGGAAAGAUUGGAUAAUGCAGCAGUUGGUGUGAUGGUUUCGUGUUGAUAUUGAAGCGUUUAAUUAACAGUGGCGCUUUCCUUAACAAGUGAGCUGAAAUAGAUACUUUAAAAAAUAAUCAAACAUUUCGCUGAUAGGACGGGCAAAGCCUAUCCCAGCGCCGGACACGAAAGCUGCACGCAAUACGCGCACAGACCUGUUUGCGCCAAUCGACCUGCCAAGCCCUGCAGGCCUUCCCUUGUGUUUUUCUUCUCUCGCUCCCCACUCGGGCGGCUCCGUGAAGGGGUGUUACUUUUUCCACCCUUUCACAAUCACUCACACACGUGAUCGCGAGGUUUCGAAGUUCGUUCGGCGCUAAGUGUUGCGUGAGUACUGCUAGUGUUUGUGCGUGUGUGUUUGUGAGUGCGUCUGUGUGCUAAGGUGAUCUUUCACAGCCUCGACAAGCAACUGCUCCAAUAUCGGUUCGUUGCCGGUUACACACAGUGUGUGAUCUUGCGCUUUUUGUCAGUAGUGAAGUUAUUGUAGUUGCUGAUUGUGCUCCCCUGUCCCGUGUGUAAAUUUGUGUAUUUUUUGCGUGCGUGCGUGCGCGUAAAUGGGGAGAUAUAAGUGUAAGUGUGCUAGUGUGUAAAAACGAGUGUUUGUGCGUGUGCGUGUGUGCGUGUGUGUGUGUGAAAAUCUACAAGUGAUCGAUUGUGCAGUGUUUGCAGCGGCAGCGAGUUCUCUCUAUCAAGCUGCGGCCGCCGCCGCCGGUUGACUGCAGGUGAUUCGGUUUUGCAUCGCCGAGAUCGCAUCUGUAGUCUACCGGAACGAUCCCUCGUACCGUACCCGGUUUAUGUUUCUUCGUCCAUCGUCUUCGCUCGAACGCUCUCGUCAACCGAAACCAAAGUGCGACGAGACGGCUACGACGACGGAACAACGGGUCAUUAAUUUCCAGCGUGACACGGCACACGGGCCGUGCAACGAGUGGCAACGAAUAAUUCGACCAGCGGCCACAAAAAACCAACACCCCUCUAUAGCACCAUGCGUCCGGUCGACGCAUCCCGAAACAGUCGCAUCCUGCUCGGUGCGAUCGUGAUCCUCGCGAUCUCGAUGCGACAAGCCACUGCCAGCGCUUCGUUGUCUGGAUAUCGGGAACCGUGCACAAACGAGGGCGAAGAGGUUAGGAUCAGCAUGCCGUGCUUCAAGUGUAUCUGCAAGAACGGCUUCGUGGAGUGUGAGCAGGAAAGCUGCCCGGCGGUGGACGAUUGCUACAUCUACAAAAAGAAAGGUCCGGAUGAAUGCUGCGACAAGUGUAUCGGAUGUUUAUACGAGGGCCGCCACAUCGACAGCGGUACCGAGUGGACCGAUCCGGACGAUCCCUGCAUGCACUACAAAUGCGUUUCCGGUGUGGUAACGCGCUCGGAGAUGAAAUGUUACGCACCGUGCUCGGAUCCGAGUCCGCCGCGCAAAGGCCAGUGCUGUCCGACCUGUUUAGGUUGCCGACUGAACGGACAGAAGGUGCUUGGGGAGGCGACACUCAGCGAGGAUCCGUGCGUGAAGUGUACGUGCAGCGGGCACAAGCUGACCUGCACGAAGCGCUCCUGUCCGGUGCUGCAGUGCCCACUGUCCAAGCAGAUCCGCACGCCGGGCGAAUGCUGUCCGCGGUGUAACGACCGGCGGGAGGAAAUCCAUCGCGGCUCGCCGAUGUGCAUCCUUGGCAAGGCGGUUCACUUCCCGGGCAAACCGUACCAUGGAGAUCAGUGCUCGAACUGUACCUGCCAGAAUGGGACGUCCGUGUGCGAGAAGAGCACCUGCCCGAUACUGGAGUGUGCGCUGGAGGAUCAGCAACGGGAGCCGGGCGAAUGCUGCCCGUCCUGUCCGAUGCCGGCCGAGUUCCGGAGCACUUGUGCUGCGGCAGGGAAGGUUUACCAGAACAACGAAACCUGGAGCCUGAACGCGUGCACGUCCUGCGAGUGCCGGGCGGGCGAGGUCCGCUGCGCCAACAUCCAGUGUCCGAAGAAAAAGUGUGGCCCGAACGAGACGCUCCUCUCCGUGUCGGGCGAAUGCUGCCCGCGGUGCGUCGAAAGCCCGGCCGUCUGUACCGUGUUCGGCGAUCCGCACUACAAAACGUUCGACGGGAACUUUUACAGCUUCCAGGGCUCGUGCAAGUACCAGCUGACGGCGGACUGCGUCGGCCACACGUUCUCGAUACGCGUCACGAACGACGCGCGGCUGACGAAGUACUCCUCCUGGACGAAGACGGUCACGCUCAAGCUGGAGGGCGUGAAGGUGAACCUGGGCCAUCGGAUGCGCGUGAAGGUGAACGGGACGCGGGUCGAGCCACCGUACCGGUUGAACCAAACGCUCGACAUCCAUCGCAGCGCGGACGGCACGGAGGUGAUCGUGGAGACGGCGCUGGGCGUGAAGCUGUCCUGGGACGGGCUAAACUUCAUCCAGGUGCAGGUGCCGACCGCGUACAAGGGCAAACUGUGCGGGCUGUGCGGUAACUACAACAGCAUCUUCCGGGACGAUCUGUUCACCCGGGCCGGCCUCAACAUGACGCACAACGUGUGGCGCUUUGCCCGAUCGUGGGCCGUCGGCGGCCCGAAGGCGUGUACGCGCCAGCGCAAGAAGGAGCUGGCCGCCCGCCAUCCGCAGUGCAAAACGAAGAAGCUGUACCCGCUGUGCAAGCCGCUCCGGACGGCGGAAGUGUUCGGCCGGUGCAACUCGCUGCUCAACCCGGACAACUACUUCGCGUCCUGCAAGUUCGACAUGUGCGAGUGUCCGCAUCGGCAGUGCUACUGCGACAGUAUGGCGGCGUACGCGCACGAGUGCGUCCGGCAGGGCGUCCAGCUGCCCGACUGGCGCACGCUGACCGGGUGCAGCCGCAAUGCGUCCGGUUUGCUGCCACCGGCAGCCCGAGCAGGCGGUGGACCAUUGCUGCUGCUCGAGCCGAACGCGAUCGAUGCCGGCAUCUUGCAGCAGCUGCCGGGUGGCAACAGCAUACGGCGCCAUCCGAAGCGAUUGCGCCGGCCGAAGCUGAUCGAGCCGAGGGAGCAGCAGGGGCUGGAGCUGGAUCUGCCGCUACAUCUCACGCACGACCGGAAGCAUCACAAGCUGCUGCAUCAUCCACUGUACCGGAAGCAGCAGUUGCAGCAGCAGCAGCAGCAGCAGCAGCAAAAGCAACAGCAAAACAACAUCCCAUUGCAACCGAUCAGUGGCAAUCGUCGGACACCGCCACCACUGCAGCGUUAAGGUCCCUCCCUAGAGUGCAUCCUUGGGUCGUCUCCCUUCCUGAACUUCACCCUCCCCUCGGUUUGCUCUGGAAGCGAACACAGGGUGGUCAAUCUGAUCUGCAACAACUCCUCAUGCCAUACAUCAACCCCAGUAUAUUCCACCCCAUCCAUUCAUCCCUCAUUCUAUCUCUCUCUCUCUCUCUCUGUCUCUGUCUCUCUCUCUACUCACAUUGCCGAAGCAGAAGAAAAUGCUCCCUCCCCCCUCUCCUCCCCCCCGCAAUUCUCGCUUGUGUUGUAUUGCACCUUUACUUUAAUACUGUGUAGCAGGAUCGUUUAGGAUUAUUUGUUUGCUUGCUAAGGUCCGUAGGUUAAUUUCCGUCAGGCACACCCGGCCUCUUCUGGGGGUGUUUUUUGUACAUAUUAGUUAACUGCAGGGGAAAAUGUGUUGUUGUGUGUGUGAAAAAUCUGGCCCCCGGCCCCGUUUUGCUCUCCUCUCCCUCCCCGCAGUGUUUUACACCGAAGAAAGUAGAAGAAAAUGGGGGAAAAUAAUAGGACGAUGAUGAAUCUGCGCGAGUAACAUGUAUAAUCUCACUUAACAAAACAGAACGAAAAAAGGGAAUUAAUGUGUGUGUGUGUGUGUGUGUGUGUGUGUGUGUGUGUGUGUGUGUGUGUGUGUGUGUGUGUGUGUGUGUGUGUGUUUGUAUGAAUGUUUGUAUGUAUGGAAGAGUGCAACGACCAAAACCAAUCCAAGCAAACACAGUCCUUAACCGGCCUCAAACAGGCAACCUACAAAACGGUUGCCAGAGCAACCCAAAAAAGGGGAGCAUUUAGGGAGCUUAUUCGUCCCUUUUUUACUUUUUUUAAUUUUCGUAUUGAUUAGUGGAAAAAAGGGAAUGGAGAGGAAAUACGGAGAGUGUAGGAAGCGGGGGCUGGAAGUCUUCUAUUUUUAAGUACAAAAAAAAGUCACCGACCGCUGCGAGGUGGUGAUUUAGAAUGGUUUUGCCUUUCUGGUUCGGAAUUACACCACUUUAAAUCUUUUUUUUGUAAUGGUUUUUAUUCUAUAUUCUGGAAACAUUCUAUAUAGAAGCCUCUUUUUAUGGUUUUUCAUAAUUAGUAGCAUUUUUCAGUUUGUCCUUGUGCCUUCCAACCUUUGUUUUAUCUUCUUCUUCGAAUCGCGCCUAGCUUAGUAAUUUUAUUAUCUUAGUAUGUAAUUGUAUUUUAUUUCAUAUUAAACUCAUCCUAGCGAAACAUUCAGCCCCAAGUUUUGUGAAAGGUUGCUAAGCGCCUAUUACUACGAUUAAGAAUGCUAACUUGUAAACUUCUUAUUCUCGUGACAGUUCAUCAGUAUUUAUUUUUUGCUUGUUUUUAAACUGUCCAUACACACACAUACACAUAACCGUUACGUUCAUCGCUCAACAUCCUUUUAUCUUGGCUCGUCUCGCUUUUCCGACGAUAUUGCUAUGAUUUUGGAAAAGUUAAUUUCACCUUAACUCCCUUCCUUCGCCACCCUGCACCCAGCACACCUGCAUUGUGUUUAUCGCUUGCGUACGUGUUUAGUCUGGCCAUUAUUUGGCACCGGAAGUUUAUCUUGUCCCCUUGAGGCGGGCCACUCCUCCUCCUCGUAGAAAGAAUCGACCGCAUCAAGCGCCCGCAUGCUGGGAAGGAAAUGUUUAGCCAGCGAUUUUGGAAUAGCGAGAGCUACUUGGAUGCGAAAAUGAGGUGUGCGCGUGUGAAAAAAAAAGGAAAAAAAAUCUCAACAUUCCAUCAUUGACCGUUGCCAUGGGAUUUUUUUUCUCUUGCAUUUUCUGUAGUGUUUUGGUUUUGCUUUGUGCCAACACAAUCCUUUGCUGAUACUUAAUUUGAUACUUAAUUUGCUGCGCUGCGCAUCAUGCUUUUGCGUAAAGGGCGUUGAGUUUGACGAGGCGCAAAAAAUGAUUACUUAAGCCAAUCUCGCUGAGCUAGUGGGGGCCGAGCUGAAAGGAUGCUGAAAGGAUGAACGGGCCGGUUAGAAGUAGUUAAGGUACGACUUUAUUAAACUAAAAUUAAAGAAACAAUAAAUAAACACAAACAAGGCCACAAACCAACUCUCCAGUGAAAAUGAUACUAAACUGUUCUAGGUGUAAACUGCUUUAGGUAAGGAGGUUUAAGGAAGGAUGAAGAAGGCAAGAGCAAAGAAGAUACAAUAGAAAGAUAGAAGCGAAAGGGAGCGUGAAAAAAGGUAAAAGCUAGAGGUGAAUGCUGGCAAUGAAGCGGAGCGUGAAAAAAUAUGUGAUCUCGUGAGUGAAUUAGUUAAUUGAAUUUGAACAAAACCGUGGCGUGCGAAAGAUGGGUGAACGAAAUGGGUGAAAUGCAACAAAAAAAAAAAAUCGAAUGAGAAUGUGUUGCGUACGUGUGUUGUGGGUUGUAAGGGAGAAAAUGGUUAUUAAAAGGAUUUCGAAAAAAAAACGAAGUUACUCAAAUUUUCAUGCGUAGGUAAUGGUGUUAAAAUUGGCAAAAUGUAGGGAAGAGACGAGUGAGUUCGAUUUAAAAAGAAAAAUUAAAUGAGAAGAGCAAACAUGUUAAACGUGCAACGCACAAAUACACGCACCCAUAAAUGCAAAACUUUUACAACGAUUGAACUGGUGAUCGAUGAUUUGUUUUUAAAGUAUCUCUAAUGGUUCCUACAUACAUACCAACAUUGCACACCGAAACACACACACACAAACACACACACAAACACGGAGCCAAGCGGCGGCUACAAGCGCGUAGGAGCAACACUACACACAUCGAUACACAUUCAUGCUUACACUCAAAAAUCAAAAAGUUACGGAACAAAAACUAGGCUUAAGAAGCGAGCAGUGUAAGCAGGUUAAGCCUAAUGAACUAAUGGAAAAAAACACACAUACAAAUGCGUAAAGAUUAAUCUAAUUUAUUGUACAGACUCGAAGUUAGCGAAGAAGCUAAAUUUAAUGAAACAGUCUCCUUCCCUCCCCCCCUCCCCCCUCCAAAUCACCGUUGAUCCGGUAUUUGUUUCCUCGUGUUUUGCCAAAACCAGCAUAGGAAAAUGCUGCCCCGAGGCAAUGAUAAACUGCCCCGACACCGAGGAGGGCGCUCUUGUGCGUGUUGUGAGUGAAAAUGACCAACCAGUAAUAAAAUACAGUGUAUGUGACAAAAUCA
Anopheles merus is the source of this 6513-nucleotide messenger RNA. RefSeq names its product BMP-binding endothelial regulator protein (gene cv-2). The transcript has 8 exons. The record is from RefSeq and is a predicted model, not a curated record. Lineage: Eukaryota; Metazoa; Arthropoda; Insecta; Diptera; Culicidae. The coding region runs from base 1163 to 3376 and encodes 737 amino acids. Gene Ontology annotation, molecular function: protein binding.